AUGGUUACAGGGAAAGAAGGGGAGAAAUAUUGCGAGAACAGGUUUAAAUGGAAGAGCUCCGGGCCACCGAAUGCAGACGGCGAGCGUGCGAACGCCCGGAGGCUGCAGGGCGCGGCGGCUUCCACCCCGGCGGGGCGUGUCCGAGGCGAGAAGGGCGGCUCCGGAGGCUCCCCCGCCGGCCCGGCCCGCCCCGCCUCCCUGCCUACCUGCGCGGCAGGUGCUCCGGCCGCGCCCGGGCUCAGUCCCCCCGCCAUGGCUCAGGGAGCGGGGCCGAGCGGAGCGGAGGCGCAGCUGGGCUCGGCGCCGGGCCCCGCGGGGCGGCUCUGCCCGGAACACGGCCUGGAGCUGGGCUGGUUCUGCUGCGCCGAGAGGCGGCCGGUGUGCGCGCACUGCUGCCGGGACCACCGCCUGCGCCCACUGGCCGAGGAGGCGGCCGAGCGGCGGAACAAAAUUGUAGAUCAGUGCGAGACGCUUCAACUGCAGAGUGCCGUGACGGCUAAAUAUGUUGCAGAGGUGCUGCCGGAGAAGAAACAACAUGUUGUGAGUGCGGCCAGCAGGGCACGAGAGGUCCUGAUCCAGCGCUUGAACCUGGUAAGAAAUGUCUGCGAGAGCGAGGAGCAGCGGCUGCUGGACAUGGCACACACAGAGGAGGAACGGGCCCACCAGAAUAUCCUUACCCAGCAGGUCCACUGGACUGAGUCGCUGCGGAAACUGGGUGCCCUCCGGACCUAUCUGGUGGCCAUGAUCACUGCUAGAGAUGACCACGGGCUAGUGCAGGCAGAAGAGGAAAUCUUUGAAAGAUUGGAGGAAGCUGAGGGGAUCCUGAAACCUCAGGAAUCUGAGAAGUUAAACUUUAACCCACAGUGCAUCCAGAGUCCGUUGAUGAGCCGGUUAUGGGCCGCCGCUGUUCUGUGCCGGAACUCAGGUCAGUAUGAAGUCCACAUUGAUGAGAAAACAGUCAGCCCACUCUUGAUGCUCUCGGAAGACAAGAAAACGUUGACCUUCAGUCCUAAGAAAGUCAAGAGUGACCCUGAUGGUCCAGAACGGUUUGACCACUGGCCCAAUGCCUUGGCUGAAGAAUCAUUCCACAAAGGGAUCCACUCAUGGAGAGUCAGCGUGGCGAAGAGCGCCGCAUACAAGCUGGGUAUCUCAUAUAAAUCAGUGCAGCGUAAGGGCACAGGUCCUGAAGCCCGCCUUGGUUACAAUCCAUUCUCCUGGGUCUUCUCUCGCUAUGACAAGGAGUUUCGGUUUUCACAUGACAGUUGCCACCAGACUGUGGACCUCCUCAAGUACCCAACAGAAAUUGGGGUCCUGGUAGAUUUGGAUGUGGGAGAAUUGUUGUUUUAUGACCCAGAAUCCUGCGUUGUUCUCCAUGCGCACCAUGAAAACUUCACCGCUCCCAUCUACCCAACCUUGGCUGUAGCUGAUCAAAGCAUCUCUCUGAUACAGUGA
Molecule: messenger RNA, 1452 nt
Organism: Euleptes europaea (tarantolino)
Lineage: Eukaryota; Metazoa; Chordata; Lepidosauria; Squamata; Sphaerodactylidae
Gene: BSPRY
Product: B-box and SPRY domain containing
Exons: 7
Coding region: 1-1452 (483 amino acids)
Molecular function (GO): protein binding
Source: RefSeq, a predicted model, not a curated record